UAAAGUGAAAUAUAAAUGCCUCUUCAGCUGCAUGCAACAAAUGAGGAAUAAAUACAGUUAUCCUCAGUUUUGUCAUUAGCUGGAAAGUUUUUCAGUUCUUCAGGCUGAUGAAAACAGCUCAGGAUGCCUGAAGGGAUAUGGGCCUGGACUUUGGUGCUUGUUCUGCAUUGCUGUAGUGUUCUGAGCCAACAAUUCAUCCUGGCAGAAUGCAAUGAAGACAUACAUUUGCCGUGCCGUGUCAGUGAGCAGGGUGGCACUUAUCGCUAUAUGGUGUGGUACAGGAACGACACUGCCAUCAUUAAAAGGAAGCUCAAUGAUGUGACAUUUUAUAAUAAGUCCUCUCCUGCAUUUCUGGGAGUUAGAGAUACACUGGUGUUACAGAAUGUACAGCCCUCUGACUCUGGACAUUACCAGUGUUUCUUGGCUACAGACACUGGCCAAAAAGACAGGCACUCGGAUGUCUCACUCACAGUUUCAGGGUGUGCAACGGUCAGCCCGACUAUUGGACAUCGCAAUCUGGAGAGCGACUGCGACCUCCCACAACAUUGCAAGAGAAUUGCUGUUGAAAUGACAGAAAUUCCAUCUCUCUUAGGAGGUACACAUGAGGUCCUGUCUGAUCAUCUUCAAUGUGUUUUCAUAGCCACAGUUGUGGUUCUGGCUGUUCUAAGUGUAACAGCUGUUGUAUGUCUAUGCACACAGAGAAAAACAUACACCAGUGUAAAUGUACCUGGAUCAGUUUGAAAUGUCUGUAAGGAUAUAUGUAACAAGUGCGAUACUGAUGAUCUCAAAAUAUUUAGUAGUG
This is a messenger RNA of Tachysurus vachellii, 802 nucleotides long. RefSeq lists its product as uncharacterized. The coding region runs from base 124 to 741 and encodes 205 amino acids. The transcript has 4 exons. The record is from RefSeq and is a predicted model, not a curated record. NCBI's taxonomy places the organism in Eukaryota, Metazoa, Chordata, Actinopteri, Siluriformes, Bagridae.